Messenger RNA from Pongo pygmaeus (Bornean orangutan), 885 nucleotides. RefSeq lists its product as uncharacterized. NCBI's taxonomy places the organism in Eukaryota, Metazoa, Chordata, Mammalia, Primates, Hominidae. The coding region runs from base 1 to 885 and encodes 294 amino acids. The record is from RefSeq and is a predicted model, not a curated record. The transcript has 3 exons.
AUGCGCGGUUUGAGUGUUCAGAGAUUGGUUGUGCUACUGAAGGCGUGCGCCUCCAGACGUGGGACCCCGGGUUCUGUCUCGGGAAGUAACUCAUCUGCCCCCUCUUUGAACACCUCCGCUCACGAGCGCAACACGUGGAAACCAUCAGUGAUUUGUGUCUGCAACGUGUGUGAGAGAAUGGAGGUGUGUGACACGGUAUAUUCUCCCGCUCUCGGCGGCCCAGCCCUCGUGACUCUCCGGUCUCUGUUUCACCUCCCCCACCCCUUUCUCCUCCAAGUUGGGUGCCUCCUGCCCUGCUGGGUGAGGAGGGUGGGGAUUGCAGCCGAGAACACCGCGUCCUCUCUGGCUCCCGCUGGGUCGGCUCCUCCAGCCCUUUUCUUACAUAACCUACCACGCACGUUACCAGCUCAGAUGCCAGCCCGCCACGACGCUAGAGGUCAAAACGAAACUCAGUUCUUCCUGACUUUUUUGUCCAGGCUUCUCGGGCUCGGCGUCCUGAAUUAUCUGAUUCCAAGCACGGGGAACAGAACGGGAGUCUCUCACUCUGUCGCCCAGGCUGGAGUGGGAGUGGAGUGGCGUGAUCUUGGCUCACCGCAACCUCUGCCUCCCAGAUUCAAACAGGAUCUACCCCCUCUGCAGCCCUUCAAGAAGAGGCAAGAUUGCUACCACUUUUCCCCACAAAGUGACGAAAGGAAACAGCGACGGAGGCGCAACCGAACCCAGGAAUCGGUGUCUCGACUGGUCCAUUCCCGGCCCACCCCUAUUAACCGGCUCGAGCCACUCCCUGGACGAAGUCAAGGCCUCGGAAGGCGACUACAACUCCCAGCAGGUCGAGCAGCUCCGCCCGCGCUGAUUCUCCAUUGGCCUUCCGGGGGUGGGGAUUAG